GGCCCUGUCAGCUCAGAUCCUCCCAUCAUCUCUGACAGAUAGAUAGCAGGAAAAGAAAGUAUCAGCACUGUCCCUUUGCCACCAGUCAAGAUACAAACACGCGUACACACGCACACUGGCGACCAGACACAAUGAUCCCGCUGACACUGGCAUUGUUGAUAGGAUCAUUGCCCACUUCAGUUCUAGGUCAAUCCCAAGGUCCUAGCCCAAGCCUGCUACAAGAAAGCGUCAAAGUUCAAUACCCUAAAAUCUUCAGCACAGAGAUUAUUGAGUGUGACUGCCUUAAUUUCUCCUGUGACUACGUCUACUGGUUCCACAGUAAUCCCGAUCAACAGAAAGUACAGUUCAUUGGCUACUGCAACAGCGCCAACCGUGAUAGCUAUGGUAUUGGUGUGGACGAAAAACGGUUCAAGAUAACCAAGAAGAGCAGUAUGUCCUUUACACUCCGCAUCAACAACUUAACUGAGGAGGACACAGGGAUUUAUUCUUGUGUUCUGAAGGGCAGGAAAAACAUGGAAGUGUGGAAGUCUGGCGUUCUUCUUCUGCCAGGCGUCAUGCUUCCAACUGUACCUGUCAAGACAAAGCCCAAACCAACAGUCAGAUCAGUGUGUCGCUGCUCUGAGAGGAAGUCUUCACAGGAUGGCUGCGGCUCCCUGAUUCUUUGGCCAUUGGUUGGAAUUAUUGCAUCCCUAGCUCUAGCUCUUAUCUUCAUACUGUACUACUUCAGCCGGCUACCCAAAAAAUGUCGGCACCACUUUGUGAAGAAAAGGUAGAUGACCCAAAGCUCCGCAGAUUCAACUUGUGUUUGCCUCCACAGGGGGUGAAGUGCUUCUCUUGAGCCGUCAUUCAGCGGGGCACGAAGAACAUGAAGACGUGUCAUUAUUUACAGUGAAAUGUUUCUCUCUAUCGAAGAACAGUUUAGGAUUUCAACAGAAAUAACCUUGUAACGUGUUGUGAUAUUCUUAACAUGUUUGUUUCAUGUCUUGCAAGACAGCCUUUGAACUCCAUCAGCUUCAAUUCUGUGUGCUUUAACUUUUCAUCUUGUUUCAAAUCAUCAAUAAUCAUUAUCCCUAUGACAUCAGCAUUCAUGGGACUGUUUUCUGAUUUAAAAGGUUUCCGAGUAGCUUUGGGUUUAGAGUAUUGUUCAAUUUCCUUUUUGCCCCGCUCUGUAUUUAUUUUUCUUCAUGGUUGUGCUUUUCCAUCUAUCUUGAUGAAAACAGCUCUUUUCAAGUUGAUGUUUAUGUGAGCAUAUUUUUUUACGUCAAUAAAAGUCUAUUUUUAAAACUUUUGAA
This is a messenger RNA of Labrus bergylta (ballan wrasse), 1292 nucleotides long. RefSeq names its product cd8 beta (gene cd8b). Gene Ontology annotation, biological process: regulation of immune response. Gene Ontology annotation, cellular component: cell surface. The record is from RefSeq and is a predicted model, not a curated record. Lineage: Eukaryota; Metazoa; Chordata; Actinopteri; Labriformes; Labridae. Gene Ontology annotation, molecular function: MHC class I protein binding; coreceptor activity.